Molecule: messenger RNA, 1518 nt
Organism: Trichosporon asahii var. asahii CBS 2479
Lineage: Eukaryota; Fungi; Basidiomycota; Tremellomycetes; Trichosporonales; Trichosporonaceae
Exons: 2
Coding region: 1-1518 (505 amino acids)
Molecular function (GO): zinc ion binding
Source: RefSeq, a predicted model, not a curated record
AUGGACGAGCCCCGCGUAGAGGACAUGCGCGACUCGCCGCGGCGCAAGCGUGCCGCCUCGCCCGACUCGGCGUCCAAGCGGCGCACACAGACGCCGACAGCGUCUGGCUCUGGCUCCAGCUCUCGAGACGUCUCGCCGCCCUCCCCCUCUCCAGCCCAGGAGGCCUUCUUCUCUGCAACCGACGCAAGCCCCAGCAGCUCCCGCAGCACCGACACGAUGGCGAUGGACUAUGAGCUGCCUCCCCGCUCCUAUGUGCCUUACGCCCAGGGCCGAAACCCGUACAGUGUCAACGGGGGACGGUACGAGUCGAACAGCGAGGUGCACGAGCGUCUGGCGGGAUGGAGCAUGAACGAACUGGGCAGCUUGGAUCCGCACACCGGCCCUCCGCCUAGGUGGAAUCCGACCGCCGCACCCCGCAGGGAGAGCAUGUACGCUGCCUCCUCGCCUCAGGCAGUGCGUGAUGCGCUCUUCGCUGCGCGCGCCGAGCGUGCCGAGCGCCUCAGCGCUGAGCGCCCCUACCUGAGCCGUUAUGAGCCUCCCCGCAGGCGGAACCCCGAGGUUCUCGACCCGGCGUCCUUGUUCGAGGCGGGGCCCAGCAGCCUCGCGGGGGCCAGCGGACCGAGCUCUGGGUCCGAGAGCGGCUCCUCCGGCCUCGCGUCGAGCAGCAGCUUCGAGCCCAACUGGGACAUGACCGGGGUGUAUACCCGGCGCACUGGCCCGCCUCCGGCGCCCUCAACGGGCUCGAACGCGCGCUCGAACCUGGCAGCGGCACAGGCCCGCCUCCGCGCCGAGCGUCUCGCCGCCUUCGAGCGCAGGAUCUACGCCGAGCCUCCCCCUCCCGCAUCUGAGGUCGCUGCUCGCUCCCGCUUGCCCCCCAACACACUCGGGCACGCAUCGCACGGCCACGCACAUGGAUCCCACUACAACCCCGCCGCGACGCCGUUCGGCUCCGCCCUCGAACGGGGAUACUACGCCUACGCCCACGCCCGCGGCGACCCGUACACUUUGAUCGCGCGACGAGAGAAGCGGCAGGCGGCGCGGGACGCGCUCGACGCAGUGUCGAGGCUGGCGACGGAGGAGCGGCGCCGCCUCGCCGAGAAAGUGCUCCAGAAGGUCGUCUACUCCGAGCUGUGCGCGCACGUCAACGCUCCUUCUGCCGCUGCUACGUCCACCUCGGAGCCGGAGACAGUGUCCGGUGGCAUGAUGGACAACCUCGAGCUCCCCGACGCCCCCGCCAAGACCAUCACAUGGGACGCCGAAGUGGAGACCGCCUGCGCCAUCUGCCAGGACGACUAUGAUCCCGCCGACGAAUCAGUGCUCACGCCCUGCGGACACAUGUACCACUCGUCGUGUCUUGGGACGUGGCUCGCGCGCAGCAAUCCCGCAGCGAGCACCUGUCCCAUGUGUCGCAGGGACUUGGCGUGUCUCGCCGUCCUGAGGAGGAUGAGCGAUGAGGGCGAGGCGAAGAGGCUCUGGGUCUCGGUCGGCGAUGAGGGGGAGCGUGGGGGGUGGAUCUGA